AUCGACGCAAGGCUUUACCAUUGGCAGUUCCCCGUGGGAUGAGAGCUGUCGGAACAAGCGCAAAGCAGCGUCGACUACGCUUAGCAAAGGCAUGAUGAAGAAUUACUACAACAUGUUUGACCUCGAGUCGUACUGUAUUGCACGAGACCUGCAGCGAGACAGCAAAGCCGGGGAGGUGGAAGUCAGCAUCCGGCCGUACAUCCAGCGAUACGCACUCAACACGACACUCACACUCUGCUACGGCAUUCGCAUGGACGCCGUGUACGACGACUUGCUGCGCGAGAUCCUCGAAGUCGGCUCUGCGAUCUCGCUGUUGCGCUCCGCAUCCGAGAACUACCAGGACUACGUCCCUAUCCUGCGGUACCUGCCCAACAACGAGAAGAACCGGCGCUCCAAAGAGCUGCGUGAGCGCCGCGAUAAGUACCUCAACCUGCUGCUCGACAAGGUCCGCGACAUGAUUGCCAACGGAACCGAGAAACCAUGCAUCAGCGCCGCCAUCCUCAAAGACGAGGAAACAAGACUCACCGGCGUAGAAGUCAGCUCCAUCUGCCUGUCGCUGGUAUCCGGCGGCUUCGAAACCAUCCCGGGGACCCUCGUCUCGUGCAUCGGGUCGCUGUGCACGCGCGAAGGCCAGGUCUUCCAGGACCGGGCGUAUGCCGAAAUCCGCAAGAUGUAUCCGCACGACGACGACUUGAAGAAGGCGUGGGCCACCGACUUUGAGGCCGAGGAGAUUCCCUAUCUCAGUGCUAUUGUCAAGGAAGCUGGCCGCUACUACACUGUCAGUAAUAUGAGUUUGCCGCGGAAAACAAUGAGUGAUGUGCGCUGGGGCGACGCCGUGAUACCCAAAGGCACCAUGGUGUUGAUUAAUGCUCAAGCUGGGAAUCACGAUACCGAUUACUGGGGCCCGGAUGCCGCAACAUUCAAUCCGGAGCGCUGGCUCACAUCCCCCGUUGACUCGUCGUCUCCAUAUACCUCAACGCCUCAUGCGAACCCGCCCCAUCUUUCUUUCGGCGCGGGCUCCAGAUCUUGUCCUGGCGCACUCAUAGCAACAAAGCUCAUCUACUGCGCCCUGUUCCGCCUGCUCAGUCUGUACAGAAUCGAGGCUAGUGCCACGCAUCCGCCCAACACGGAUUACAUCGACUACAACGCCAUCAAGAGUGCGCUCGUGGCGAUUCCGCGUGACUUUGCUGUGCGCCUGCGCCCGAGAUCGGGGGAGGAUAUCGUGAGUGCUGUACUACGCGAGGGCGAGCAGCGAACGGCGGAGUUUUACAAGGAGUAAGUGGGGUUGGGUGAAGGUUGCUGUUUACCGGUUUUCCCAAGCGAGUUUGAUACUGAGGCAUUGCUUGUUCAAACACGUGAGUUAUUGCAUGUGGCAGAUGUUUGGAGGACGCAAUGGGCUGCUGCAAACAUGGCGAUGUAGUUGAAAUAUGGCCUUUUCUCCGUUAUGGCUGUGGUGGGAGGAAGUUGUAUAUGAUCUCUGGUUUUAUAUAUAAAAGCGC
This is a messenger RNA of Exserohilum turcica Et28A, 1499 nucleotides long. RefSeq lists its product as uncharacterized. The transcript has 2 exons. Bases 113 to 1279 code for a protein of 388 amino acids. Lineage: Eukaryota; Fungi; Ascomycota; Dothideomycetes; Pleosporales; Pleosporaceae. The record is from RefSeq and is a predicted model, not a curated record. Gene Ontology annotation, molecular function: oxidoreductase activity, acting on paired donors, with incorporation or reduction of molecular oxygen; monooxygenase activity; iron ion binding.